Messenger RNA from Musca vetustissima, 873 nucleotides. RefSeq names its product transmembrane protease serine 9. The transcript has 4 exons. Lineage: Eukaryota; Metazoa; Arthropoda; Insecta; Diptera; Muscidae. Gene Ontology annotation, molecular function: serine-type endopeptidase activity. Gene Ontology annotation, biological process: proteolysis. Bases 1 to 873 code for a protein of 290 amino acids. The record is from RefSeq and is a predicted model, not a curated record.
AUGUUGAAAUUUUGUUGUUGGGUUUUAGUGUUAAUAGUAGUCGUGCCGCAUCAUGCACACAGUCAAAUUGGAUUUUCAUCACAUUCAUCAUGCUCACAACGUAAUCCCAAAAUUGUCGGUGGCCUCGAGGCAGAUCGACAUGAAAUGCCCUAUAUGGUUAGUCUAACACGGCGCGGUGGACAUUUUUGUGGUGCCACAAUAAUACACGAAAAAUGGAUACUAACGGCAGGGCACUGCAUCUGCAAUGGACUGAAUAAAUUUAUGAAACCCUCACAAAUACAGGGUGUUGUGGGUCUGCACAGCAUAUCGCAAUAUUUGAAUGGCAUACACAAUGAACGGGAUGGAGCUGCACCGGUGCAAGUGAAUUUCAAAAAUAUAAUACCGCAUCCGAAUUAUCAAUGCACGAAUACGAAAAAUGAUAUUGCCCUAAUGGAAGUAUUACAGCCCAUAGCAUUUUCGAAAUAUAUCCAGCCAUCUUGCCUGAAUUCCGAUCUCUUGCGUAGCAAUGAAAAUGAAUUGGCCACUGUCUCCGGCUGGGGUUGGACCAAUGAAAAUCAAGCGGAGGGUUCUCGUUCGGAUGUCCUGCGCAAGGCCACUGUCCGUGUAUGGAAUAAUAAUGCCUGUGAGAAGUCCUAUCAAUUGAAUGGAAGGCCCUCAAGUGUUAUAAGUGAUACGCAAAUGUGUGCGGGUUAUGAAAAUGGUGGCAUUGAUUCAUGCUGGGCCGAUUCUGGUGGCCCCCUGAUGUCCAAGGAAAACUUCUUGAUUGGUGUCGUCUCAACGGGCAUUGGCUGUGCGCGGCCUGGCCUGCCUGGGAUCUAUACCAGAGUUAGCAAAUAUAUUCCAUGGAUGGAAUCUGUGAUAUUUUCUAGAUAA